Messenger RNA from Torulaspora delbrueckii, 762 nucleotides. It is a transcript of the gene DFG10, whose product is annotated as putative polyprenol reductase. Gene Ontology annotation, cellular component: endoplasmic reticulum. Gene Ontology annotation, biological process: polyprenol catabolic process; dolichol-linked oligosaccharide biosynthetic process. Lineage: Eukaryota; Fungi; Ascomycota; Saccharomycetes; Saccharomycetales; Saccharomycetaceae. The record is from RefSeq and is a predicted model, not a curated record. Gene Ontology annotation, molecular function: 3-oxo-5-alpha-steroid 4-dehydrogenase activity. Bases 1 to 762 code for a protein of 253 amino acids. The transcript has a single exon.
AUGGAUGCUGAAGAUUCAAUUUCAAGGUACGUAAUUAUAGGUUACAGACUAACUUUCCUUGUUGGUUUAAGCUCAGUGGCAGUGGCCAAUUAUCUUUUACCGGAGCUCUUGCAAUAUGGAAAGACUUUUGUACCAGACAACCCACACAGAAAAGAUGCACCAUUGUGGCAAAGGCUGUUCUACGCAACGGUUCCAAAAGGUCGUUUUGCCCAUUUUUACUACUUAUCAACAUUUUUGUCCAUGAUAAAUUUAUACAGUUAUCAUGGCUCUCCAAUUGCUUGGCUAAUACUAUUCCAUUCAGUUCGUCGGGCAUACGAAACUACUUACGUUUCCAAAUAUACUCCAACUUCCAGAAUGCAUUGGUCACAUUAUGUCGUUGGUAUAUGGUUCUACUCAGUGCUCAACCUAAUGAUCAAUAUAAAGCUGCACCAAGGUGCUGUAUCUUCAGCACUAAAACCAGUGCCAUUUCUUAUAUUUUGUUUUGCCUCCUGGGAUCAAUACAAGAACCACCGAAUUUUAUCAAGAUUGGUGAAAUAUUCCUUGCCAACAGAGGGACUCUUCCAAAUAGUAUGCUGUCCUCAUUACCUCGAUGAGGUAUUGAUUUACGCCUCGUUAAUCCCAUAUAAUUGGGAAUUCAGCUGGCUACUGAUCUGGGUAUUUACAAAUUUGAGCGUUUCAGCCCGGGAGAACAAAAAUUAUUACGACCACAGGUUCCCAAAGGCCAGAGUGCCCCAGUACGCCAUUAUACCUCUUGUAUUGUAA